Messenger RNA from Octopus sinensis (East Asian common octopus), 5158 nucleotides. Its product is annotated as ATP-binding cassette sub-family A member 3. The record is from RefSeq and is a predicted model, not a curated record. NCBI's taxonomy places the organism in Eukaryota, Metazoa, Mollusca, Cephalopoda, Octopoda, Octopodidae. Gene Ontology annotation, cellular component: membrane; intracellular membrane-bounded organelle. Gene Ontology annotation, biological process: transmembrane transport; lipid transport. The transcript has 20 exons. Gene Ontology annotation, molecular function: lipid carrier activity; ABC-type transporter activity; ATP hydrolysis activity. The coding region runs from base 179 to 5119 and encodes 1646 amino acids.
UGUGCACGCAUGUAUGACGACACCGUCAAGAUAUUUUCCCAAGGUGCUCUGUAGUGGGAUCGAGCACGAAGCUAUGUCGUCAUGAAGCGAAUUUCUUAACUACAUAUACUAGUGUGUUAGUAGAUCAACUUAAAGUGUCUGACUUGAAGUGAAAAGAGGUCUGCUAAACUUUCCCAUUAUGUCAAAACUGCAUAACAUAUUUCUAGUUUUAUGGAAGAACUGGAUUGUAAUCAAGCGAAAAUAUAUAUUAUCCCUAGCGGAAAUUCUUUUGCCAUGUGUUUUCAUGGCAUUACUCAUGGGAAUUCGAAAAAUUAUUGAUUCAGAGAACUAUGAGCAAAUUACAACAUGGAAGCCAUGUGAGAUACAAGAAGUGGUAAACAGGAGUGUUGUUUAUGCGCCAAGUAAUUCUUUUGAAAAUGAUAUUAUGGACUGGUUGCAAAGAACACAGAACAUAAAAAGUAAAGGUUUUCCUUCAGAAGAUGAAAUGGUAAAUUAUUUGGUGUCAAAUGGAUCUUUGUAUUACAAUGGUGGCAUUGUCUUUGAAAACAAGUCUUCAAGUUCCAUUUUUGAUAUCAUGUUGAAGAUAAGGCUUCCUACAACUAUUUCUAAACAACAAGUCAGAUGGAAUACUGAUCGCAUGUUUCCAUUGUUCCAAACGUUUGAACCAAGACAGAAAGCAUCUAGCUGUGGAACAAGACCAAGUUAUGAAGACACUGGUUUCUUUUAUCUCCAGUAUAAACUUACUGAAGCUAUAAUAACUUAUCUCAAUGCUUCUGGUAAAGAUUUUUUCAAUCGAACUACAGUGGAACUGAAUCGGCAACCAUUUCCACCCUACAACAAUGAUCCUAUGGUUUUGGUCUUACAGAACCAAUUUCCUUUUAUUCUCAUCCUUAGCUUUUUGCUUUGUGCCAUUCACAUUGUGAAAGAUGUUGUCCAGGAAAAAGAGCUUAGACUAAAGGAAGCCAUGAAAAUGAUGGGAUUAGACAAUUGGAUCAUAUGGCUGGGCUGGUUCAUAAAAUAUUUCAUAUUUAUACUUAUAUCAAUUUCCAUAAUGACGUUGUUUCUGUGCCUUAAAGUCGGAGAUAAAGGAAGUGUGGUGGGGUAUACAAAUCCAGCAAUACUUUUUCUCUUUUUUUUCACAUAUGCCUUAGCAACCAUCGCAUUUUGCUUUUUUCUCAGCACGUUGUUUUCAAAAGCCAACAGUGGAGCCGUUGCUGGUGGUGCUCUGUUCUUUCUUUCUUACAUUCCAUAUUCAUUCCUUGGCACUAGAUAUGGCACUCUAAGUUGGGGUACUAAAAUUGGGAGUUGUUUGGUAUCAAACAUUGCACUAGCUUUUGGUGGCCAAGUUCUUGGAAUAUUUGAAGGUCAAGGAAUUGGUGUACAGUGGAGUAAUCUGAGCCAUGGUUCUUCUGUUGAUGAUGACUUGGCAUUUCUUCAUGUUAUUCUGAUGUUACUUUUAGAUGCUUUCAUUUAUAGUAUUUUGACAUGGUACAUUGAGGCAGUAUUUCCAGGACAAUAUGGUGUACCACAGAAAUGGUACUUCCCUUUCAUGGCAUCUUACUGGUGUGGAACUACUCAAACUAAGUGCAAAAGUGGUGCUCUGGGCCCUGCACAUGAGGAACUACAGCAAUAUUUUGAGCCUGAACCAAACAACUUAAAAGCUGGAAUUCAGAUAAAGAAUUUGUAUAAGAAAUUUAAUGGUGCGAAAAAAGUUGCUGUUGACGAUUUGAAUCUGAAUAUGUAUGAAGGUCAAAUUACUGCACUACUUGGACAUAAUGGGGCUGGAAAGACAACGACUUUAUCCAUGAUUACUGGUCUGAUUCCACCCUCAAGCGGAACAGCUAUUGUGAAUGGCUAUGACAUUCGUACUGACAUGAAAAAUGUACGAUCCAGUCUGGGUAUAUGUCCACAGCACGACAUCUUAUUUGAAAUGUUAACAGUAAAAGAACAUUUAGAAUUCUUUGCACAGUUGAAAGGGUUUUCGAAAAAGUUACUGAAUUCUGAAGUAAACAAGAUGAUCAACGCAAUUAAUUUGGAAGCGAAAAGAAAUGUUUUAUCGAAAAAUCUUUCUGGAGGAAUGAAACGAAGAUUAUCUUUAGGAAUUGCUCUCGUUGGAGAUUCAAAGAUUGUUAUCCUCGAUGAGCCUUCCUCGGGAUUAGAUCCUAAUGCACGCCGUCAAGUUUGGUCUGUUCUCGAAAAGCACAGGAUGGGUCGCACAAUGCUUCUUACAACUCACUUUAUGGAUGAAGCAGACCAUUUGGGAGAUAGAAUUGCUAUCAUUUCUGAUGGUGUUCUCAAAUGUGCUGGUAGUUCUCUGUUUUUAAAGUCAAAAUAUGGCGCUGGCUACCAUUUGGUGAUAGUGAAAACUCCUCAAUGCAAUGUGGCCAAUGUCACACAGUUACUUAAGUCUUUUGUUCCUGAAGCAAUGAUGGAAAGCAAUGUUGGAGCCGAACUGUCAUAUCUUUUACCUCAUGACAGCAGCUGCUAUUUUGAAAAACUCUUUAACACAAUACAGAGUAAACAAGCUAAUUUAGGAAUAUCAAAUUAUGGUGUUUCUGUGACGACAAUGGAAGAAGUAUUUCUUAAAGUAAGUGACAACCAAAACACUCAACCAGUUAAUGAUUCACACACUUUCUCAAAUGGAUCUGUUUACCACACACCAGAAACAACUUUCAGACCUUCAGGACAUAAGAAAAUAACUGGAUUCUUUUUAAGUCUUCAACAAUUUCGUGCAAUGUUUUUAAAGAAAGUAAUUUACACUUGGAGAAAUAAAUUCUUGAGCAUCAGCCAGAUUCUUGUACCUUUGGUUUUCACCAUUAUUGCACUGAUUGUUGUGAAAACAUUUCCAACUCAGGAUGACUUUCCUUCACUUUUACUGAGUCCUGAAAAGUAUGGCAAGAAUAUUAUACCAUUCAGUAAUUCAUUAAAUGCCACUCCAGAGGAAGCAGGUAUUACCAUGUCCUACCCAGACAAAUCACUGAAUAAAGACGUCGACUUUUUGAAUAUUAAUAAUGACACAAAGUCCAAGAACCCACCAAAUAUUACAAAAUAUCUUGGAGUUAUUAGCAUUGAAAACAAAGAAAAGUAUAAUGAGCAGUAUAUGAUAGGUGCUGAUUUAAGUGCAACAUUUCCGGAUCGUUACAUUGCCUAUUUUAAUGGUCAGUCUUUCCAUAGCAGUGCUAUAUCUUUGUCAGUGAUGCUAUCUGGCUUUCUAAGAUAUUUUCAUCAACCCACUUCAAAAAUUUCUUUUGUCAAUCAUCCACUUCCAUUGACACAAUCAGAAGCUUCAUCUGCAGCAACACUGGACACUACUGCGUUUACAUUAUCAGUUAUGAUCUUAUUUGGUAUUAGUUUCUUGGCAGCAACAUUUAGUCUCUUCGUGAUAAAAGAGCGAUGUACAAAAUCAAGGCAUCUUCAAUAUAUUAGUGGUGUAUAUCCAUUCAACUUCUGGAUAUCAGUAUAUAUCUGGGACCUGAUGACUUUCCUUGUAACUUCUAUAUGUGUGAUAAUAACUUUUGUUUGCUUUGACAUUAAAGCAUACUAUCAAGAUGGACAUUCUGCAGCAAUUUUGCUUUUGUUUUUCAUGUACAGUACAGCUGCACUUCCCUUCACAUAUUUGUUGUCCUUCAUUUUCAAAACACCAACAUCAGGUUUUGUUUGGUUGGCUCUCAUUAACAUCGUCUCAGGGCUUCUAAGUGUAUUAGCUGUCAACAUCAUGAGUAUACCUGCGCUGAAUCUUACUGACGUAGCAGACAUAUUGCGUUGGGUCUUUCUUGUUAUUUCACCUGAGUUUUGUCUUGGCCAAGGUCUCAUUGAUUUUUACGGCAAUUAUCAGUUGCAUGAAAGGUGUGAUAAACAUCCCCCUAUGGCAGGCUGUGAGGGUUCAUCGUUCAACAAAAAUUACCUUGGCUGGGAUGGAAGUGGCAUAGGAAAGCCGUUGAUCUUUUUAUUUAUGCAAAAUAUUUUCACCUUAUUCUUGCUUAUUUUGGUUGAGUCAUCAGUUUUUGAAAAAAUUGUUUAUUCAUUAAAACAGUUGUUCUCAAGAAACAAAAUUCAGACUGCUGUUGGUAAUGUCAAUCCUACAAGUAUUGAUAAUGAUGUGGCUGCUGAACAAGUGCGAGUACAGAAUUACUAUCAACUUCAUAACGAUGUAAUUGUGGUAAAAGGUGUUUCAAAAGUGUAUGGCUCAUUAGUAGCUGUAGACCAUAUUAGUGUUGGAAUCCCUGCUGGAGAAUGUUUUGGUUUACUUGGGAUCAAUGGGGCUGGUAAAACAUCAACUUUUAAAAUGCUGACUGGUGAUGAACGAAUUUCCAGUGGAAUGAUUUAUAUCAAUGGUGUUAGUCUGAAGUCUAAUAUACGACAGAUUCAGCGUUACAUAGGCUAUUGUCCUCAAUUCGAUGCUCUUAUUGAAUGCUUGACUGCUCGAGAGAUUUUAAAUAUGUUUGCCUCAAUCCGAGGUGUUCCACCAAAGAUAAUUCCACAAACAGUUAAUGAUCUGAUUGAAGAAUUGAUGCUACAGAAAUAUGCUGAUAAACAGGUGAAAACAUACAGCGGUGGAAACAAGAGGAAGUUAAGUACAGCUGUGGCUCUGAUUGGUGAUCCCCCUGUUGUCUUAUUGGAUGAACCUACAACUGGUAUGGAUCCAGGAACCAGACGGAAUCUAUGGAAUACUCUUAUAAAAGUGAGGGAUACUGGACGAACAUUGAUUUUGACAUCACACAGCAUGGAUGAAUGUGAAGCCCUCUGUACCAAGAUAGCCAUAAUGGUGAAUGGUCAGUUCCGAUGUUAUGGAAGUAUUCAACACCUUAAGAGCAAAUUUGGAGAAGGAUACACUCUCAUUGCUAAAGUGAAACAUCAAGAUUCCAACGGAGAACCACCAAACUUGUACCCAUUAAUGAAUUUUAUUGAAAAUUCUUUGCCAGGAAGUACAUUGAAUGACAAGCAUGAAGGGCUUGUCUAUUAUCAAAUUCCUAAAAAUCCAGAGAUUUCAUGGUCUCAAAUGUUUGGGACUUUGGAGCAGGCCAAAUACAUGUUUAAUGUUGAAGCUUAUUCUUUAGGUCAAACAUCAUUAGAGCAAGUAUUUAUAAACUUUGCUAGAUUACAAGUAAAACCAAAAUAACUAAGACAUUGAUUUAAAUAAAUAUUCCACAAACAUUCA